Messenger RNA from Oncorhynchus mykiss (rainbow trout), 2358 nucleotides. Lineage: Eukaryota; Metazoa; Chordata; Actinopteri; Salmoniformes; Salmonidae. The record is from RefSeq and is a predicted model, not a curated record.
AUGUACACAGUGGGCUACUCCCUCUCCCUCGGAGCCCUGGUACUGGCUUUGGGCAUCCUGGUAUCAUUCAGGAAGCUCCACUGUAUGAGGAACAACAUCCAUAUGAAUCUGUUUUCCUCCUUCAUCCUGCGUGCUGUCUCCAUCCUGAUUAAAGAUGUCCUGCUAGACUCCCUGUCCGUCCCCCUGGCCCCCGGGGCUGACACCCACCAUCAGACGGUUGCCGGGUGCCGUAUCGCCAUGGUGAUGAUGCAGUACAGCGUCAUCGCCAACAACUAUUGGCUGCUGGUGGAAGGCAUCUACCUGCACAGCCUCCUGGUCGUCACCGUGUUCACUGAGAGGAACUACUUCUGCAUCUACCUGUUUAUCGGCUGGGGUGCUCCUCUGAUAUUCGUGUUGCCGUGGGUGAUAGUCAAAUACCUGUACGAGAAUGAAGAGUGCUGGGAGAGGAACAUCAACAUGGGUUACUGGUGGAUUAUACGUUCUCCCAUCCUGUUAGCUUACCUGAUGAAUUUCUUUAUCUUCAUCCGGAUUAUAAAGAUCCUGAUGUCGAAGCUCAAGGCCCAUCAGAUGAGAUACACAGAUUACAAGUUCAGGCUGGCUAAAUCCACUCUGACCCUCAUCCCUCUGCUGGGUAUUCACGCCAUCCUCUUCACCUUAGUCAUCGAUGAGUCCGUCCCCAAAGGUUCCAAGAUGCGUCUCAUCCGCCUCUUCUACGACCUCCUCUUCAACUCCUUCCAGGGCCUACUGGUGGCCAUCUUGUAUUGUUUCGUCAACAAAGAGGUCCAGUCUGAGAUGUUGAAAAAGUGGAAGAGGUGGAAGCUGGGUAAAGACAUCGAGGAAGAGUACCGUCAUACAUACAGCCACGCGCCUCACGUCAAGAGCGGCAGCAUCGUCACCGGCAACCUGGCCGGUGUCCAAGACAACGGCAGCGACCCUAAAGACUCACAGUUGACCCCCAACCCCGACUACGACCCUGAUCCUAACCCUGCCUCAACCUCCAUCACCCCCAAUGAGAGCAGUAGAUUGGUGGGGUCCUGCCACAACAGGACGGAUAAAACAAAGACUCAACCCUCCCUGCAGUGUCCCUCCACACCACAUGGUGGCACUAACAACUGCAGCACUCUGAUGGAGGACAUUUGUCUGGAGGAGAGGGCUCAGAGUUAUACACGCCCAGAGGAGGGCGCCGAAAGCAACUUCUGACCAACGGGGGAAGACCAUCCCCGGCCUAUGGAUAGAUUGAUUGGUUGAUUGAUAGAUUGCUAAAGUGUUCAGGUGUAGAAAGAGACAACACACCUACUGGAGGGGACCGUUAAUGCACUGCAAGUCCAGAUCUUAUGGAUUGAUUGGUUGGUUGGUUGGUUGAUUGAUUGAUUGAUUGGUUGAUUGAUUGGUUGAUUGAUUGAUUGGUUGAUUGGUUGGUUGAUUGAUUGGUUGAUUAAUUGAUUGGUUGAUUGCAGGUCCAGAAGACUUGAUGGUCUGAAAAUAUGAAACAUUUUACUGUUUAUUUUUCAGAGACCAUAUUUUGACCCCACGGGAUUGACCACAUUCCCCACUGUGUUCAGGUUGACAAGGACUACUGCUGAAGGGAAACUAGCAGGCCUGCUAGCUGUGUUCAGGUUGACAAGGACUACUGCUAAAGGGAAACUAGCAGACCUGCUAGCUGUGUUCAGGUUGACAAGGACUACUGCUAAAUGGAGACUAGCAGGCCUGCUAGCUGUGUUCAGGUUGACAAGGACUACUGCUGAAGGGAAACUAGCAGGCCUGCUAGCUGUGUUCAGGUUGACAAGGACUACUGCUGAAGGGAAACUAGCAGGCCUGCUAGCUGUGUUCAGGUUGACAAGGACUACUGCUGAAGGGAAACUAGCAGGCCUGCUAGCUGUGUUCAGGUUGACAAGGACUACUGCUAAAGGGAAGCUAGCAGGCCUGCUAGCUGUGUUCAGGUUGACAAGAAGUACUACUAAAGGGAAACUAGCAGACCUGCUAGCUGUGUCCAUGUGUAUGACCGCUAACCAAACGCUACCCUCGCUCAACAACUCCCUGGCUGUGCUCCGGGUUCUCCUUCCCUUUUCUAGAAGUGCACUAGCACCCCCGUCAAUCAUUUAAAGCGUAGGAUUGGUGUAGCUUCACAUUGGCUGGAGGUAAUUACCCAACAUUUUCAAAUUCAUGUGAGGAAGUCCACACCGUGUGUCCCUGUUCUCUACUGCUACUGAGAGCUUCACUUGUCCUCUAUGUCUUUGUGAGUGUGGCCCAAACGGAGCACUAUUCCCUAUAUAGUGCACUACUUUAGACCAGAACCCUAUUGUAUAUAGUACACUACUUUAGACCAGAACCCUAUUGUAUAUAGUACACUACUUUAGA